Molecule: messenger RNA, 4460 nt
Organism: Vanessa atalanta (red admiral)
Lineage: Eukaryota; Metazoa; Arthropoda; Insecta; Lepidoptera; Nymphalidae
Product: constitutive coactivator of PPAR-gamma-like protein 1 homolog
Exons: 19
Coding region: 207-3047 (946 amino acids)
Cellular component (GO): nucleus
Source: RefSeq, a predicted model, not a curated record
CAAUAAGUUAUACAUUAUCUGUGAAGACGAACAUCGAGCACUGAACAGGGAAGGAUUAGAAAAUUACAAAAUUACAAAUGGCUUCCGUUUCCAACUUUCGGCUGCCGUAAUUCACUGUUGGCAUGGUUUUUUGAAAUAAGAACGCUUAAUUAGUUGAGGCGAACGCGUUCGAUCGAAUUUUUAUACGAUUUUACUGGCCGACGACCAUGGGUAUUCAAGAUCUACAAAUAUUUUUAGAAAACGAGGGUGUAGGAGUUGACUUGUUUCGAGUCGCUAGAACUCAUCCUGGUGGUUUUCGAUUAGUAUUAGACGCUGAAGGAUGUUUAGAUCGUUUAUAUGGAGGAUAUUUUUCAGAUUGGGCAUGUGGUGGUCAAUGGGCCCGCUGUGUUCAAUUUCUCACAACUUUGGCACAAGCAUUAGCGGAGCAUCAAGUGGCUUUAUGUGUUUGCUUCAAUGGAGCCCACCCCACACCUCCAGCUUUACCACAACACUGGAUCCAAACGCAAUCAACAUAUAGACAGAGAGUUAACUCUGUGCUACGACACAUUGUAACAAAAGGCACCCCACCACCAAAAGUUUGGUGGGUUCCUCCAACAGGAUUACAUUCUUGCCUUCGAACAGCCUUGCGAUACCUCAACAUCCCAAUUAUGGUAUCAUCUGAUGAUCAUUGUCAAGAAGUAGUUGGGUUGUGUCGUGAGAAAACUUAUGCUGGUCUCGUGGGUUGUUCUGGAGAAUAUUUAGUUUUUCAGCCACCAAGAUAUUUUAGCUCAUCUCAACUUAAGCUUACAUAUAGAUCCUCCUUGGAAACCAAAGAGUACAUGGUCCAUGAUUUACCAAAGUUACUUGAUGUACCCCAGGAUAGACUUUGUCUUAUGGCUGCACUUCUUGGUGGAGUUAUUUUAUCAGAACAAAGUCUUACCGACUUUUAUAAGCGCUUAGGAAUUGCUCAAAAGAAGCAACAAGUUCCUCCAGAAACUCUCAUCAAAUCAGUUGGCCAAUUUGUAAAGGAUUUACCAUCAUCCGAUAUAGAUGCUGCUUGCAUUGAAAUAUUUGGUGACUUGAAUGAUCUUCGUGCUGCCAAAUUAAAACAGGCUGUACAAUAUUAUUUAAAUGGUACUAAAGAUGGAUUCCUGAAGUAUAGAACUGCUUCUGGUCGUCGCCCGAAAAAUAACAAAAAAAAUCAAAAGCCAGAUAUGAGUCCGCAGUCAACAUCCCUAGAUCUGGACACUUCGAAAUUGGCCAGCGAGUCUUCCGAGCAUGAGCAAAAAGGCUUGGAAGAUUACAAAUUGGCUACGGCAAAUGCAUUGAUGAAUGCCGACUAUGGCAUCGAGGAACACUGUCACGAAUUGAGCCACAGCGUCGCGGGCCUUUCAUUGGACGGCGGGGACGCGGCAUCCGUCAAACAGCUACCCGUUAAACCUACUGACAAAAACGAGAAACCUACAUCCAAAGAGACUAAACAAUUACAGCCAACAACGAGUGCUGCCAAGCACAUUCAAAGCGAUGACAAUUGUCCACCUGCCCCCGCUGAGGUGCUGCGGACGUGCGCCGAGCGACACACGCGUGGUCUCAUGCACCCGCAGAUGCUGUCUAUUUUGACACACCGUCAAAUAACUCUACCUGUUCUCAUGGAAGAUGAUAAUCAUCGUGAAAUACCUUCUAUACACCAUUUUUUCAGACCAAUAAGACAAAAUGUUUAUGCUAUCUUGUAUAAUAUGCAUCACCACAGGUUCAUGGCCCAAAAAGCUAAAGAUGAAGGUGCUGCCAUUGCGUCUACCAGCAGCGAACGUCCAUCCACUGUUCAAGUAGCAGAAUGGAUAUUUUCUCGUGUUAAUCCUGGAAAAAAUCCAGAGAUUGUACCUGGAAUUGUCCUUGAUUGGCCAGUACCGACAGUACAGAGGCUUUGGUUUGGCACAGCACAAGAUGAUAAAUGUCGUCGUAUGCGCGCAUUUCUUUCUUGCAUGCGCUCGGACACUCCACUUAUGUUAAAUACUUCAUAUGUGCCACAGCAUCUGCUUAUUUUAGCCACUGUUUUGAGGUUUAUCAUGACAUCGCAAAUACAAAUUUUAAGAAGACAGGAGUUGGACGCAUUUUUGGCUACAGCUUUUUCAAAUGAUCUCAUGAAUGCUCUUCACUUACAAGAAAUGACUGUUCAGGGCAUGAGCUCUCGUGGCGUGCAGCUGGGCGCCCUGGUGAUGGCGGGCGCAGAAGCAGCUCUGCUCGCCAACGACGCGUGUGGUGCUCCCGUGCCGUGGCUCGUCGCCGCGCCCUGGCUCUACUUUGACGGCAAGCUGCUACAGCGCAACCUGCACCGCGCAGCACACUGCAAACAUCUGGCGCAACUCUGUGACAAUCAUCUCGACACUGUCGUCAAGGUGGAACGUAUGCGCAAGGCUAUUCUUGAGGGUCUAGAAGUGGAGUUUGCGAUGCCACCCCUGCCACUAGUGGGCGUGGUGGGCGAGCCGUUGGCGUGGCGCGGUCGCGGCCGCGGCGCACGUCUAGAGAUCGCCGGCGUUGUCGUGGGGCAAUGGGGCGGCGGCUCCUACCCCACGCACCCGCGCGCGCCUCGUUACCCCCAGGUCAGCUACGUGGGAUACACGCCAACGCCUCGCAACGCGUACGGGGGUCGCAGCUGGCGCGGCGGGAGAGGACGUGGUCGCGGCCGUGGCGCCGCCCCUCUCCCCCGCGGCGCCACACGUAUUCGUCGUCCGAGACACCAUGAGCCGGCCAAGCCCGCAACGCUCAGCAUUAACGGUAAAACUGUUAGGCCUGAUGAUAUGAGUCCUCCUGCUGAUGACGGUAGUCCUCAUGAAGAUAGUUCCCAACCAGAAAAUGAUGGUGAAGGAACUCAACCUCAGAAAACAAAGACUGGAAAAAAUAUUAAGAAGAAUUUAGGAAAAGGUAAAAAAAAGAGCUCUAACCACAAGACUGAUGUAGCUCAGACAUUGGAAGCCAAUGGACCACUAGAUAAGAACAAGGUGGCGGAAAUUAGUCAUAGUUCUGAUCAAGAGCACUUUGGACAAGGUGAUGCACCAGUUAAUAACUAAUUGUUUCUUUAAUUCCAAAGGUAAAUUUAUGUAUUUAAUACAUUUACAUUCUUAGUACAUAUUUAGAUAUUACAUUUGUUUAAGUUUAUCUGGUUCAAUUUUAAAACAAAAAUGUCGUUACUAUCUUUUAUAUCUGUUUUUUUUUUUUUUUUGUUUGAGAUAAACCAGUACCUAAAUAUCUUCAAUUGCUAGUGAUGAAUAUCAGUGUAGUAAUUGAGCUGUAUUCUUUACUAGUUUUUAAUAACAAUUUCAUAAUGGUUAACGACGUAGUGGGAAACAAUAACUUAUUUCAAUAGCACGUAUUUCUUCAGAGGUUACAAUCAUCUGUAAUAGUGAGAAAAAUACUAAUAUCUUACAGAAUGUUCACGGAGGAGAAUAUAUUUAUUCAAUCGUGUAUACGUGCCUCAACAUCUAUGAGACUUCCCAAUUUAGAGACUGAUUUUGUAUUAAUUCGAUUGGCACAAAAUGUUGCCACUUAUAAGGUUCAAGACAAGGUUUAAAACCUAUUUGAGACGAUAUUAGACGUCUCAACCCUAUUAAGACAAUCGGCUUUGUUUAUUUUGCUUUGUGUUUAAAGGAGUAUAUAUAAUAAUAUUUAUUGAAACAAGUUCUCCUAAAAGAAAGCAAAAGCAAAAUAUUCAGAGUCUACUACUUUAAGUAGUACAGUGUAUAUCUUUUUAAAGAUAAUAACUCUCGUAACAUCUAUUAUCUGACAAGUGAUAAUUAGAAGAUAUAUUAAAAUUAACAUGUUGAUUGUUAAGUCAUGUUUUAUUAAAAAGUGAGAUGACUUAGUAAAGAAUAUGUUUAGUUUAGCAUAUGGAGUACUGAGUCAGCAUUAUUUAUUUACACAUAGUAUAUUUACAAUUUACCAAAUUAUUGUUUUAUUUCUAAGUUUGGUUUGGUCUAUGAAAUCCCUAAUUCAUUUUAAAUACUACUAUUUUUAGGUUCUUAAGUUUCUCUAUGCUGUCAAUCAUUUGUGACAGAUUUUCUUGAUUUCAUAGGCUAAACCAAUCGUGUUCAGACUUGUUUAUAGGAUUUCUUGUUGUAUAUUUAGGCAUUAUUGAUUGUGUGUGAAUGUUUUGUAUUAUCCGACAUGUAUGAACUGCUAUCAUUCCAGCUGAAAACAAAAAUUUAAUCUUUGACUUUAUAUAGAUAAGCUUUAAAUGCGUUCCCUGCAGUUUUUUUAUCAAACAUUAUACUGAUCUAUACCUAGUUUGAUAGCAGUUCAUAACCCAUAUUGGGCCAAUUGUUGAAAUCAUCUAAGAUCAUUUUGAAUGAGUUUUAUUAUUAUUAUACUGUUUUCGUAUGCACAUGGGUAGUCGGAUAUUUUAUACCAUAGUGGUAAAAAAGAUGUUAAGAUUUAGGAUAGAAAUUGCAUUUAUUGAAUGAUGGUGGUGCUUUGAAAUUUAGUCU